Molecule: messenger RNA, 1194 nt
Organism: Lactuca virosa
Lineage: Eukaryota; Viridiplantae; Streptophyta; Magnoliopsida; Asterales; Asteraceae
Source: the annotation of a GenBank genome assembly
AUGCAUGUGGGGUUACUAACUAAUAACGCAACUACUUCCUCCUUCUUAUCCUUGAUAACAUCAAAUCAUAAUAAACCUCCAUUUAUUUCCCCCUUCUCCCAACCUUUUGUUAUGCAGUUGAAAAAAGAAGCAAAUGGAUUCUGGGCCGUGAAUGGUGUCUCCGGCGACGAUUUCUUCGUAGACGGUUUACUGGAUUUCUCCUCAGACGGCAGUUUUCUCGAAGAAGAUGAUAAUUCCCAAGUUCUGAAACACACAGAUGAUUCCAAAAACGACAAAAUCUCCUCUCUUUCUCCGGUGAAAAUAGUGAACAAAGAGGACAAAGCCACCACCAUCGUCUCCGACACGGAACUUUGUUUUCCGGUAGAUGAUGUGGCUGACCUUGAAUGGGUGUCACAAUUCGUCGAAGACUCAUUUUCCGGCGGCGACUACUUCUUAACAUGCUCGGAGAGGAAACCGGAGACAGAAACUGUAAAUCUUGUCGCUGUAAACCCUUCAUUUAGGAAUUUGGUUCAGAAAAAAGCGAGAAGCAAGCGGAGUCGUACCGGCGGCUGUGUUUGGUCACUCCGGUUGUCGUCGUCGUUGACGGAUUCCUCAAAUUCAUGUUCCUCCUCUUCGUCCUGUACUUCAAACGCUCUGUUACCCACGCAGGAAAUUUUGGGGAGACCGCCGACGGUUAAGAGGCAGAAGAAGAAAAAACCGGUGGCGACUGCUGAUACGGCGGGGUUCGGCUGGCCGCAGCAGCCUCGGCGUUGCAGUCAUUGCCUCGUUCAGAAAACUCCACAGUGGCGAGCCGGUCCACUAGGCGCCAAAACUUUGUGUAAUGCAUGCGGGGUCCGGUUCAAGUCGGGUCGGCUUUUUCCAGAGUAUCGACCGGCGGGUAGCCCGAAUUAUUCCAGCGAAGUUCACUCUAAUAACCACCGGAAAGUUCUGGAAAUGCGGCAGAAGAAGGAGGAAGAGGAAGGAGGUCCACCUCCUCCGGUUGCCAGUUCGGGAAGAAGCAUCUGACGAGGAGUAGAGAACAUCAGAACAAGGUAGGAAGUAGGAAGUAGGAUAGAUGCGAACCCGGUUUAAGUGAACCGCUGUUUUCCAUGGUUUUGUUGUUGUAGGUAGUUGUGGCACUUCUAUGGUUCUAUUCGAUUAGGAGUCUUUCAGUGUAUGGUAGUUUAGUGAAUUAGUAUUCAUAUUUCAUCCCCU